Messenger RNA from Paramisgurnus dabryanus, 1383 nucleotides. It is a transcript of the gene tlx1, whose product is annotated as T cell leukemia homeobox 1. Gene Ontology annotation, biological process: animal organ development; regulation of transcription by RNA polymerase II. NCBI's taxonomy places the organism in Eukaryota, Metazoa, Chordata, Actinopteri, Cypriniformes, Cobitidae. The record is from RefSeq and is a predicted model, not a curated record. Gene Ontology annotation, cellular component: nucleus. Gene Ontology annotation, molecular function: DNA-binding transcription factor activity, RNA polymerase II-specific; RNA polymerase II cis-regulatory region sequence-specific DNA binding.
UAAAUCACUGCGGGUUCCCUUGUGUUGAAAAGGGAAUUCCACUGAAUUUCAUUGAACAGACUCGUCGUGCUUUCUUUAGCCAAUUGGGUCUCUCAGCUCUGAAUUGGAGGCUUAAUUUUACCCAGCCUCUUUGGCAUUUUGAUUGAUGUUCCCGUUGCUUCAUCCGGCAGGCUAAAGCUAUAAGGGUAAAGAGAGGCAGUAAAAAAGACAAUCUUCAGUAGUUCAUCCUUACUCACACAUACUCAUGCAGUCAACGCUAUUAGAUAACGACAAGUCAGGACUAAACUGCGUUUUAGUUGCUGUAUGAUAACGUGGGUGACGUGGAGGAUCCUGUAGGCUUGCAGGAGCGCGCGCGCCUCUCUACACCAUGGAUCAUAUGGGAGCGCAUCUCCACCAGACGCACGCAGACACCAUCAGUUUUGGGAUCGAUCAGAUUCUUAACAAUGCAGAGCAGGGAAGUUGCAUGAUCUCCAACCCCAGAAUGCAGGACUUGGACUACGGCUUGGGGUGCAUAGUCAGCACAGCCUACAAUACCAUGACUGGCAACUAUAAUGUCAAUAACUCGGCUGGAUACAAUGGGAACUCGUGCAGCGUUAGCUCCCUCGGCGGCUCAUACAACAUGAACUUGAACACGAAUGUUAAUGGGAACUGCCUUAAUUCUUCAGGGGUGAUCAGAGUUCCAGCGCACCGGCCGCUGAGCACCGUUCACUCAUCCAUUCCCACCAGCGGUACCGCGGUGCCAAGUAUGGGAAGCAUGGGCACCAUUAACAAUCUCACAGGAUUAACAUUUCCUUGGAUGGAGAGUAACAGGAGAUACACCAAAGACAGAUUUACAGUGGCCCUCUCACCGUUCACUGUAACACGCCGUAUAGGUCAUCCGUACCAGAACCGAACCCCUCCGAAGAAGAAGAAGCCCAGGACGUCGUUCACGCGUCUUCAGAUCUGUGAGCUGGAGAAACGUUUUCACCGUCAGAAGUACCUGGCCUCAGCAGAGAGAGCAGCCUUAGCGAAAGCACUUAAAAUGACUGAUGCGCAGGUCAAAACAUGGUUUCAGAACAGAAGAACCAAAUGGAGGAGGCAGACAGCGGAGGAGAGAGAAGCCGAGCGACAGCAAGCGAACCGAAUCCUUAUGCAACUUCAACAAGAAGCUUUUCAAAAGACUAUAAACCAACCUGUUAAUCCGGACCCAAUAUGUCUACACAACAGCUCUUUAUUCGCACUUCAGAACCUUCAGCCCUGGACUGAGAACACGGCGAAAAUCAGCAGCGUUCCCAACUGUGAUUAAGAUGAGAAACUUUUAUAGACUUAAGAUGAACAGAAGCAUUGGUCAAGACAUUCAAAUUACACAUUAUUUUCAAAAUAACACUGCAUAGGUUAAGCAAC